CCGAAACUCCCACAGAGAGAAAAGGAAAACGAUAAAGCAGAGAGAGAGAGAGAGAGGAGAGAGAGACAUAAAAAUGAUGGAGAGAGAAGAACAAGAAUAAUAAAAUUCACCCCAAGGAGGUGGUGGUAGUAUCCCCAAUUCAAUUCAAAACCUGCCAUCUCCGAUCUAAAAUUCACCCCCAAAAAAUGGUCAUGCGAGGCGGCCGGACACCGGCGCCAAGAAACGAUGCCGUCGCCGCCUCAGACCCUGAUCACCCAAUCGGACCAUCGAGGAACGCCGCCGUUUCUCCCCCGGAUCACCAGCCCAAAUACAGGGGCGUCCGGAAGCGGCCUUGGGGCAGGUUCGCGGCCGAGAUCAGGGACCCAAUCAAGAAGACCCGGGUGUGGCUCGGCACCUUCGACUCCGCCGCAGAAGCCGCCCGCGCCUACGACUCCGCCGCCGUCUCCCUCCGCGGGUCCAAGGCCAAGACCAACUUUCCCCUUUUGCCCCUCCCUAUCCCCGAUAUUAUUACCAACUCGAACGACCACCCGAUCCACAACAACGACAACAAUCACGUCCAAUCACGUCCCGCCACGAGUAGCCUCAGCAGCACCGUGGAGUCGUCCAGCGGGCCCAGGCCCUCGGUUCCGCCGCGGUCGAUGAGGGCGGCUCAGCAACAGCACCGGUUCAAACCACCGGUUCGGCCGGAGGAGUGCCGGAGCGACUGCGACUCGUCGUCUUCGGUGGUCGACGAUUGUUGUCAGAACGAUCCCACGUCGAGGUUUCAGAAAUCUGUAGUGUUUCCGUUCGAUCUCAACCUGGCGCCGCCGGCGGACGCCGGCGACGACGAUGAUUUACACGCCACGGUCCUGCGCCUCUAAAUGGAUCUGUUUUUGUACUAUUAUUGUUUGUUUGUUUCCAUUUUUUCUUUUUUCGUAUAGGGGAUUAACAAAAAUCCGAAAGGGAAGAAAAAAAUCACGAUCCAUUUGGGUGCUGGGACAUGGGUUUUUCCUCUCUUGAUCUGAUUCUUCUUACCCAUCUUUGUACACAAUUAUUACUAGUAUAAUUUUUGGGGUCAAUUUUCCCUUUUUGUUA
Rhododendron vialii is the source of this 1074-nucleotide messenger RNA. RefSeq names its product ethylene-responsive transcription factor 3-like. Gene Ontology annotation, biological process: regulation of DNA-templated transcription. The transcript has a single exon. Gene Ontology annotation, molecular function: DNA-binding transcription factor activity; DNA binding. The record is from RefSeq and is a predicted model, not a curated record. Bases 186 to 860 code for a protein of 224 amino acids. NCBI's taxonomy places the organism in Eukaryota, Viridiplantae, Streptophyta, Magnoliopsida, Ericales, Ericaceae.